CCGAGAACGGGCAGACCGCACUCGCGUUCUCACGGUUCUAACCGGCGGUAGUAUUGGCACCAUGUUUCAGAGCGAGGUCGUGGUGCCUGUGAUAGGGGGCGCGUUGGCCGCCGCCUUCCGCCGGGUGCGCGAGGAGGUCGCGGAGAAGCGCGAGCAGCUCGUCAAGCAGCGCGCCGAGCAGCCCACCGUGGCCGAGUUCUACAAGGGCCGCGGCGUGUUCAUCACUGGCGGCUCCGGCUUCCUGGGCCGCCUGCUCGUCGAGAUGCUGCUCCGGACGUGCCCGGACAUCGGCAACGUCUACCUCCUGCUCCGGCCCAAGAAGGGCGAGAGCCCGCAGGGCCGGCUCCAGGGCCUGCUCAACGUGCCGUUGUUCGACAGGCUCCGCGCCGAGCAGCCCCACGCCCUGGACAAGAUCGUCGUGCUCCCCGGGGACAUCACGGAGCUGGGGCUCGGGCUGAGCCAGGAGCACAGGGCGCUGCUGCAGCGGGAGGUGUCCGUCGUGUACCACGUGGCGGCCUCGGUGCGCUUCGACGACCCCUUCCGGAAGGCCGUGUUCACCAACCUGCGCAGCACGCGCGAGGUCGUGGAGCUGGCCCGCGGCAUGCCGCAGCUCAAGGUCCUGGUGCACGUCUCCACGGCGUACACCAACAUCAACCGCGAUCUGAUUGAGGAGCGGGUGUACGAGCCACACCUGGACUGGAGGCAGGUGAUCCGGAUGGCCGAGCAAACGGACCCAGCCAGCCUGUGGGCAAUGGACUGCCUGGGCCCCAAGCUCCGGGACUUCCACCCGAACUCGUACACCUUCACCAAGGCCCUGGCCGAGAAGCUGAUCGACGACGUGGCCUCCGAGCUGCCCGUCGUACUCGUCCGCCCCUCUAUCGUCACGCCGACCUUCAGGGACCCCUUCCCCGGCUGGGUAGACAACCUCUACGGCCUGGGGGGCGUCUGGGCCGCCGGCUGGAAGGGCCUCAUCCGCGUGACCCCCGGCGACGGCAUCGUCUUCGACACCGUGCCCGCCGACGUGGUCACCAAGACCACCAUCCUGGCGUCCUGGGCGCGCGGCCGCGGCAUCAGUAUAAGGCCGCUCCCCGACGGCGCCGCCCCCAAGGGCGUGGAGGUGGUGAACGCCACCGUGGGAAACGAGAUCGGCUGCUCUCACAGGGACAUGACGUGGGGCCUAACGGAAGCGGGCCUCGCCAACGACUUGGUCUUCCCCGGUAUGAUCCGGGACCCCAAGUACCAGGUGGUCAGCAACCCGAUCGCCUACGAGCUGCUUAAAUUCUACCACCACAUCCUGUACGGCCUCGUCCUUGACACGGCAGCCAGGAUCACUGGCCGGAAGCCGAGAGCUAUGAAGAUGUACCGAAUUAUAGAGGGGGCCAUGGAGGCGUCACUGCCUUUCCAACUGCGCCAAUUCAAGUUCGAGUUGGUGAACCAGCGGCUUCUCCAGAUCCUCAUGCACCCGGCGGACGAGGACGCGUACUGCAUCAUGGAGUUUUUCAGCGUCAGGGACAACCUGGAGAAGUUCAAGCAGUGGGCCGUCGACUCGAUACGCGGCGUGCUCGUGUACGCGCUCAAGGAGGAGGACAACCCCGACAAGUACAGGCCGCAGCUCGAGAGGCUGCGAAUGCUUACGAAAGUGUACCACGGAACAAUGGCUGCCAUUGCCGGUAUUGUGGUGUAUUGCAUUAUUCCUUCAUAGUCAUACCCUUGCAGGUCCUCCAAAGUAUUCUCCAAAGAGUGUGACGAGCAAGGCCUUGAGCAAGUAAAGGCCCUGCACCCCUCCACCCCUUUAUUCACAUUCCAUCCACAUCCUUUCCCUUACCUCAACAAACCCCUUCACCGAAUGUAUACAGAGGGUUGGAGUCAAGUAACAGUCAGUGUCAACUUUUUGUUUCUCAUAAAUAACCACAAAAUGAGUAAGAAUUAACUAGCUAGAAGAGCAGCUCGAUUCAAUCUGCAAUUUGCGGCAAUGUGUUGGUGUGAUUGGCAAAGAUGCCGUGUAAAUAGUAACUGUAAGUCCUACUGUAAAUAAAGAUUUCGUUUUAAUAAAAUAACGAAAUGCUAGCAAUUUAAA
Frankliniella occidentalis (western flower thrips) is the source of this 2077-nucleotide messenger RNA. RefSeq names its product fatty acyl-CoA reductase 1-like. Gene Ontology annotation, molecular function: alcohol-forming very long-chain fatty acyl-CoA reductase (NADP+) activity. Gene Ontology annotation, cellular component: peroxisome. Bases 62 to 1702 code for a protein of 546 amino acids. Gene Ontology annotation, biological process: long-chain fatty-acyl-CoA metabolic process. NCBI's taxonomy places the organism in Eukaryota, Metazoa, Arthropoda, Insecta, Thysanoptera, Thripidae. The record is from RefSeq and is a predicted model, not a curated record. The transcript is spliced from 8 exons.